ACUGAGCGGUGGUACUCCUUCUUGACACCUUCCUUUGUUUGUCCAUCGUACCGUUCGCACAGAUCAAAGUGCAUAGUGCAGAAUCAGCUUCGAGACGUGAGUAGCGGCUGAUACUCGUUCAAAAAGCUCAACUUGAGGGAUGUUCGCUGAUUCCCUUCUGCCAACUCACAACGCCCGCUUUACCACUGCAUGACGCGACACUUCCUCAACCACGGCGAUGAUGACGACGACGAUAGUGGCCUCAGCGACCUUGAUCUGCCAGAUAUCUGCGCCAGUCCACCCUACUACGACGAUAGCGGCGAGCCUUCUCUGGAGUCAGACAUCGGGAACGGCCUCAUCAGCGACGACGACGACCUUCUCAAGAGCUCUUUGGCAGUUGCGGGCACGAGCGACGAAUCACGAAGGCUCAGGCUUGACUCAUUCGACUGUGGCGGUCUAACUCCUUCGCUGCUGACCGUCGAAUUGGAGGACCAAGCGUCUGACCAGCCCGCGCUCGACUCAAACGGCCUGGAUCAUCCGUCGAGAGCUACGAUCGGUGACACCAGGAAAGCCUCCAUGAGGCGCACCGCAGUCUCCCCGACGGGUGACUCGACGCCCACUCUCCGUGCUAUGUCACUGCAUGACGAGCCCAGCGUCGAUCACUCUGCAGCACAGCAGCAGCCAAGCCAAUCUAGUCUUCCAUUGCACCAGCUUUCUCCACGAAGCUUCGCAGCUGCCGUCCUCGGACCGUCUGCCUCCCACUUGCCGCUGCCUGCAACCGGCAGCACCCACUACUCACCUUGGAGCGCAUCCCACGCCGCAGCAGCUGCCAACCCUGCCUGGCUUGCUGCGGCCCUUCCCGGUUUCUCCGAGGGAUGGACGCCCAGCAUCGGACCAGCAGUGGGCUCGUCUUCCUCCGAUCCCAUGAACGAUGGCAGUGGCAGUGGCACAGGCUUGGUCCCGCUCGAAGGGCUACGCGAGGCGGCAGCCAGGUUCGCACAAAGUGAGGACCUGCACGACUCACCGCCUCAGGCCGACUCACCUGGGAGCGAUACGUCCAGCACCGCAACCGUGACUGCGCGUACGGCCGCGGACGUCACUCCUCCGGCUCGCACACGACCUCUUGCCGCCCCCUCUUCCUCGACCAAUCGCCAGAUCACCCUGCCUAUUCGUCUACCUCCGCCGGCUCUAACAAUCUUGUCCGACCCAUACGCCGACCUGACUCUCCACCUCAAUCGGCAUGGUCUGCGCUCAGAGGCAGAGACGCUGGGGAAGAUGCCGCCAGACUUUAUCCUGCAUAAUUAUCUCACCAUCAAGGGAGGGCCGGUAGGUUUUCUGGAGCAGACGAUGCGACUGGUCGAAAGACAUGGACCCGAGAUGGGAAGACAGAUUGGCGCUGCGGCGAGACGGCAACAAGGCAAUCCGGGGCCAGGGGAGGGCGACCGUCUCCCCGAGGCGGUGCUGCUCGACACACAGAUGCUUGACGCUGAUGCGAUAGCUAGUGGACUACUGCCAACUCACUUACUGGUCGUGACGCCCUGUCUGCCGCUAUCAGGGCCCACCUCCUCUUCCGCCGGCUCAAGCACACCAACGCCUUCAAGUGCAAUCAGCUCGAGCCCCCCGUCCCAUCAGCAACACGUCAUCCUGCCAAUCCACUCUCUCCUCUACGUUCUGCAGUGCGUUUCCCUCCCACCCCUACCGCGCUCAAGCGUACCUACUAGCUCCUCACCAGCUGGUGAGACGCUCGAGAUACCCGUGGUAUCCCUCAAAGUGCCACGUCCGGCCUUGUUCAGCUUGACGCAUCGCUUCGUCUACUCGCACGACACUCAGGCAUUGUUAAUGGACCUGGCACCACUGGAGAGAUUGGCAGCGAUCUUGCGGGCGAGAGCGGGCGGCGAAAGGGCGUCUCAGGGGGCCGCUCCAUCCUCGUCAUCCUCGACGCCGCCCAUUAUGAUUCCUCGACCCUCCAGGUCAGAGUGUCAAACUCUCCUCGCGCAUCAUUGUCCUGCUGCGGAGCUACUAGGCUACGCGCAGAAGGUGCACGGCGCCUGGGCUAAUGGAGUGGCUAUUGGACUGACAACGACUGUGUAUUGGCGAACAUUGGAGCGCGCAUGGGAGCUGGUGGUAGGGGCAUUGCGUAUUCAGCAGAGUGAGAGGAGCGGGACAGGUCCGAGAGGAGGAAAGGGGAAGACGGCGAUGACGACGAGAGCAUUGGGCAAGAAGAGAGGCCACGUAGUCCCCGGCCAAGGGAUCUCACGUGAAUCGUACCAAGUGCACGGGCCUCCUGCUAUGGCAGCAUCAAGGCGACAGCGACGUGCUGGCGGGAAUGGGAGUAGGUCAGCGGUGGAGGGAGGAGGCGUGUCAGUUGAGAAAGGGGGCACACCCAAGCCCAGAGGAGCCUCAUCACCAUCGAGUAGCCAUAGUCGCAGGCAGCAAUCAUCGGCCGGAGGCCUUUGAUCACUUUGACUACUUGAUGAGCCAACCAUGAAUAGCAUAUACCCAUCUCAGCUUCGACAAAGACGCCGAGGAAGUGUGAAGU
Messenger RNA from Jaminaea rosea, 2518 nucleotides. RefSeq lists its product as hypothetical. Lineage: Eukaryota; Fungi; Basidiomycota; Exobasidiomycetes; Microstromatales. The record is from RefSeq and is a predicted model, not a curated record. The coding region runs from base 190 to 2436 and encodes 748 amino acids. The transcript has a single exon.